AUGGGCAUCUGUUCAUCGUGCCUGGGCGGGCGCGCCGACGAGGACCAGUCAGACGCAUCGCAGCUCCUCGGUGACAACUAUCAGCCGCAAUACGGCACGCUUGACCCCCGCCCGCAACACCAACCGCAGCCCAAUCCUGAAGAGAUUCGUCGCGAGCGUGAGGAGCUCGAGCAGAUCUGUGCCGACACGUCCAGCCAGCUCAUCACAGUCGUACAACCAACGGUGCAGCCCGACUCAGACCAACCGCAAGUCUCAGAGACUACCGACUAUGCGCAGCACUUCAGCAAACGCUUCCCCUCGCUACGAGGCCUGAAGAAGGACGCCUCUGCACGCGCCGAUGCCGACAUGGACGAGGCAGCAUGGCUCGACACCGUGCUCGGCGGCGAUGAGGACGGCGAGGAGCCAGUCAAGGCUGUCCAAGGAGGUCUCACGCGCCAGUUUGGCAAGUAA
Macroventuria anomochaeta is the source of this 450-nucleotide messenger RNA. RefSeq lists its product as uncharacterized. Gene Ontology annotation, cellular component: membrane raft; late endosome membrane; Ragulator complex. The transcript is spliced from 3 exons. NCBI's taxonomy places the organism in Eukaryota, Fungi, Ascomycota, Dothideomycetes, Pleosporales, Didymellaceae. The record is from RefSeq and is a predicted model, not a curated record. Bases 1 to 450 code for a protein of 149 amino acids. Gene Ontology annotation, biological process: lysosome organization; regulation of receptor recycling; endosomal transport.